AUGACUAAAGGUAACAGAGAAGAUCCCAAAACUGGAAGUAAGAUGGAAUGUUUUCAACAAGGAGUCCGGAAACAUACACUUUUGGAAAAAAAAAAAAAGGUGCAGAGCAUAACAAAGGAUGAUGUUAAAAAUUACUUACUGAGGAAUGCUUUCGUGCUUUUCACCAUUGUUGCUGUGAUUCUUGGUGAGUAA
Molecule: messenger RNA, 192 nt
Organism: Cygnus olor (mute swan)
Lineage: Eukaryota; Metazoa; Chordata; Aves; Anseriformes; Anatidae
Product: excitatory amino acid transporter 1-like
Source: RefSeq, a predicted model, not a curated record